This is a messenger RNA of Sphaerulina musiva SO2202, 858 nucleotides long. RefSeq lists its product as uncharacterized. The transcript has a single exon. Lineage: Eukaryota; Fungi; Ascomycota; Dothideomycetes; Mycosphaerellales; Mycosphaerellaceae. The record is from RefSeq and is a predicted model, not a curated record. Bases 1 to 858 code for a protein of 285 amino acids.
AUGACCUUCGCAAUCGACACAAUCCCCUCCCAGCAAUCCACAACCAUCGCGCGCGCCAAACCAGUCACGGAGCUCUCUCUCGUUCCCGAAGAAUUUCCCUGCGUCGCAACCUCCAUCAUCUCCAAGGACAGCGGGGAAUUCCUCUUCACGCUCAAAUUCAGCGGUGAGGACUGUGCUGCCUGGGAAGGAUACGUUUGCAUUCCGGAAGAGAAGGUCUGUUCCUCGAUUCGAGAGGCUUGGGAGGCACUCGAGGUGAUUCAACUUUAUUCUCCUGCUUCUUCGUCGUCAACAAUGGUCUUGGAUCAAUUGUCCACGAAUCCGUUUCCUGAAAUCGCUAUUGUGGAGGAUAUUGUUCGAGUGGCACAGUCAUUGUCAGCAGCAUCGAGACGUGAUGAGACGAUGUCAUUUCAACGUGAACUGCGAAUCGAAUACGAGGGAGGGUGGUUUUAUGGUUGCGUGUUUGUGCCGAGAGAUGAUGUGUCCACUCUCGAAGCCAUUGCGCAAGCGAGAAAGGAGUUUGCGAAUGAUUUGGAUCUCCAACGGGAGACGGUGACGGCUGUGCCGUCGGUGGAAGUGAAGGAGGAGGAAGCGGAAGAAGAGGAGAAGCGGGGAGAAUUGAAGACGUUCUCUUUUAAAGACUAUCCUCAAGUAGGUCAGCUGGCGAAUGUCACGGCUGAGGAUGUGCACGGGUUUGAUUUGGAUGAUUUCGAGGUGUCGAUUCUGGCUGUGCGUCAUGAAGGCACUACUCGAGAUGUGCGGUUUAGAUGCUUGUUGCCGGGUAAUCGGAAGUGCUGGUAUGAGGGAAGCUUGACGGGAGAUUUGAGGUUAGGGAGGUUCGUGGAGAUCAAGGAGCCGUAG